Molecule: messenger RNA, 972 nt
Organism: Centruroides sculpturatus (bark scorpion)
Lineage: Eukaryota; Metazoa; Arthropoda; Arachnida; Scorpiones; Buthidae
Exons: 1
Coding region: 1-972 (323 amino acids)
Molecular function (GO): nucleic acid binding; zinc ion binding
Source: RefSeq, a predicted model, not a curated record
AUGGAUACACCCAGCACGUCCAGGUCCUACGCACACGCGACAUCGGCGCCCCUUGUGGUCCACCUCUCCAAUAGACAGGAAGAAGAAGUCUUCACUGAUGUAGACAAUACGACACCUUCCAGCCCCUUCCGGCCGUCUUCACCGCAAGUUGCAACUAUAGACAAUGAAAUAGAGCAACACAAUGUGGAAACCACGGGACAAGAAGACGAACUGAUGGAUGAAAAAAUAAAGCAUUACACCACCAGUAGAUCGAUAAGGAUCUCUACCAGUGGAAAUGUCCAAGUAGAAGAAAUCAUCACAGAAUGCGAGAAAAUAAUUGGAAAUAUAGGUGAAGUAGAACAAGUCUGCUUUAAACCAAAUAACAUCAUCGAGAUAGGACUAACUACUGCUGACGCCAAAGAAAAACUCAUAGGGCACAGUAUCAAGGUAGGCAGUUCUUUUGUUACGUGUGAAAGCCUUGAUGAGGACCUCCUGAUGGUCACCGUUAGAUAUGUACCUAACGAGGCCGAUAAGGAGGUCGUCAAGGGUGUUUUAUCGGAAUAUGGGAAGGUUAGCAAGGUGCUAGUUAACACCAUCACAAUUAAAGAUAGGAAAUUCAAAACGGGAACAUAUAGAGUCCUAAUAAAGACCAGGAAACUACUCCCGAACUAUGUUAACAUGUUAGGAAGUAAAGUAGAACUUCAUUACAUUGGUAGAAAAAAGCAGUGUUGGCACUGUGGGAGUUUGACCCAUGAAAUCAAAGAGUGUAAUCAGAAACUCUGCCACAGAUGCAAAAGUCCUCACCACCUGGUGAGGGACUGCCCGUGCUGCUACAGCUGCUACAAAAUACACGAAGCCGACAAACAAUGUCCCGAACAAUCCCUAAACGAGAUAUAUAGAAUGGGAGGGAGGAACAAAAAUAAAGAAAAAAAAACGCAAAAAAAGCCUAGAAAGAACAACAAAAGAAAAAGAAAUAGAAACAGAACAGGAUAA